Molecule: messenger RNA, 2206 nt
Organism: Lucilia sericata (common green bottle fly)
Lineage: Eukaryota; Metazoa; Arthropoda; Insecta; Diptera; Calliphoridae
Exons: 6
Coding region: 108-2156 (682 amino acids)
Source: RefSeq, a predicted model, not a curated record
GUCAUCUGUUGGUAUUCCUCUUUUAGACUACAUACUAAAGAAGAAUUCCCUACAGAAUAAAAGUUAUUUGAAAAUAUCAUAUAGAGCUAUUAGGAAAACUUACGAAAAUGCGCACGAGCCUGCUUUUGCUGGUUCUGGCCGCGCUGUUAAUGCAGUCUGCAUAUGGUCGCCAUGAGGGAAAUCGAAAAGGAUAUAAAUUGUUUGGACAACGCGGGCGUUCGAACGACGAUGAACCUCGUUUUAUCACAGCAUGGAUGAAUAAGAAGACAACAACAACUACUCCUAAGCCAACUACUACUAUGACUACGGGACCAGAACCACCAACAACAUGUGAACCAUGUACACCAACAGGAACAUUACCACCAACACCUCCAACAGGAACACUUCCUCCAACACCUCCAACAUCCUCCACCUCCACCUCCGCCACCACCACCACCACCACCACCACCUCCACCACCACCUCCUCCACCACCACCACCACCACCUCCUCCACCACCACCACCUCCUCCACCACCACCACCACCUCCUCCACCACCACCUCCACCACCACCACCUCCAGAUGCACCAAUGAUGAAGAAGAUGAUGCCAAGGAUGAUGAAGAAGAUGAACCCAAGGAGGAUGAUGAAGACAAAGAAGACGACGAAGAAGAAGAAGAAGAUAAAGAAGAAGAGGAGGAAAAUGAAGAGGAAGAGGAAGCAGCUCGUGGCUUAAGUCGCUUUGUUAGACCAAAACUCAAUAGCAAAUAUGAUGACGAUGAAAGCGAUUUAGUUAAUCUUAGCAACGAAAAGGAUGACUUGACCACCAAUCCCGCAGAACUUGGUCGUGCUGCACGAUCACGCAUCUCUAAUUGGCGCCGUCGUCAAAUGAUGCGCCGUCGUCGCCAACAGGCUAUGAGACGCAGACAACGCAUCAUGCAAAGAAAACGUUUAAGGAACUUUAGAAAGAACAGAAAUAGAAACAGUUAUCGUAAACGUUUGCAAAGACACCGCAGACGUGAAAUGAUUCGCAGACGCAAUCGAAUUCAGAAAAUGCGUCGCCGGGAGAUUCUUAGACGUAGACGUCUAGCAGCAAGCCGCCGCAGAGUAGCACUACGCCAUAGGAGACAAUUAAUGAGAAUUAGAAUGCAACGUAUUAGGGCUAAAAGACGCCGUGCUAAUUUGAAAUUCAUGUUAAAUAUUGAAAUUUUAUUUACAGAUGGUCGACAUGAAGGAAAUAGAAAAGGAUAUAAAUUGUUCGAACAACGAGAGCGCUCGAACGUAGGAGAACCUCGGUUUUACCCAUGGAUGAAUAAACAUCAACCACAACAACCAGCUCCUGAACCACCUACUACUACUAUGGUACCAGCGCCACCACCAACAACAUGUGAACCAUGUACACCAACUGGAACAGUACCCCCAACACCUCCAACUGGAACAGUACCUCCAACACCUCCAACAGGAACACUUCCACCACCACCACCUCCACCACCUCCUCCACCACCGCCUCCACCACCACCUCCGCCACCACCUCCACCUCCACCACCGCCGCCACCACCUCCACCUCCUCCACCACCACCACCUCCACCACCACCACCUCCUCCACCACCACCACCUCCAGAUGCACGUUCAGCUAAUGACGAUGAACUACCACAAGCAGGAGAUGACGAGGAUCUUAAAUUUGAUGAAGAUGAUGAAUACAACUAUGAAGAUGAUAGCGCAGAAGUAGCUGACAGUGAUCUAGAUCGUAGACCUAGAUUCGAACAAAAUGAAUUACUUAAUAUUAACAACAAUAUGAAGAACUUCAAUAACCCUGCUGGACUUGGUCGUUCUGCAAGAGCUCGCCCUAAUAACUAUCGCCGCCGACAGAUGAUGCAACGUCGUCGUCGUCAAGCAGCUUUAAGACGCCGACAACGCCUUAUGAGAAACCGCAGGCGUCAAAUGAUGCGCAGACGUAUGCGUUUCCAAAGGAUACGUCGCCAACAACAACGCAGACGUAGGCGGCUAGCAGCUAAUCGUCGCAAAAUAGCAAGGCGCAAUAGAAGACGUAUAAGUCGUCUUAGAAAACGAAUUAAAAAGGCCAACAAACGUCGUGCUCAAUUGAGACGCCGCUACAGAAAUCGUCUGCGCAGUAGGAGAAAUCGCCGUAGCAGGAGACGCCGCAACAGACGCCAUUACUAGAUACAACACCUGACAAACGAUAAAUAAAUUAUUUGAAAACUUAUAAUAUA